AUGUCAUUCCAAGAGAUUCCUAUUCUUGAUCUAAACCUUGCACUUGAUGAUGAAACCAAACCCGCUUUUUUACAUCAAUUGAGAUAUGCUCUUAUUGAAGUUGGGUUCCUUUUAUUGAAAAAUUAUCAUACUAUUGGACCUAAUGAACAAGAUUUUGAAGAUAUCAAGCUUCAAGCUCAUGAAUUCUUCGAUUUACCACAAGAAAUCAAAGAUGGUUGUUCAAUGAUUAAUUCACCCCAUUUCUUGGGGUAUAAUAAGUUAGCUAACGAGAUAACUAGUUUAAAAACUGAUUGGAGAGAACAAAUAGAUCUUGCUAAUGAAUUACCACCUCCUGAAAAAGGUUUACCAGUGUAUAGGAAUAUUGAAGGACCCAAUCUUUGGCCCAAAGAACUGGAAAUCCCUCAGUUCAAACCAGUGGUGUUGAAUUAUAUUGAUAAAAUGAACAAUCUUUCAACAUUCUUCAGGAAAUUGAUUUGUGAAAGUUUACAAAUUCAACCCGAUUCCUUUGAUAAAUAUUUUAAACCUAAUCAACAAACUAAGCUUAAAAUUAUUGCUUAUCCUGAUAGUUCCCAAUUACAAGAUGUUAAAUCUAAUGUGUUAGAUGAUGACCAUUCUUCAGGUCAAGGUUGUGGACCUCAUAGAGAUUCUGACUUAGUUACUUAUAUCUAUCAAGCCACAGAUCAUUCAGAUUCCUUACAAGUACAAAAUUUCCAAGGUCAAUGGAUCACUGUUCCAAAUGUACCCCAUUCUUUAGUUGUCAAUGCGGGUCAAACUUUAGAAGCUAUUACUGAUGGAGUAUGUAAAGCCACUAUCCAUAGAGUUAUGAUUCCUAAGGCUGGUACCGGAACAAGAAUCUCUAUACCAUUUUUCCAAACCAUUGAUUUGGAUUCCCAUAAAGUUGUAGUAGAUAACAUUCCUAAGGAUAUUCUAAACCUUAAACAAACCAGGGAUGAAAAAAUUAAAAAUUGGGCUGUUGAUACUGGUUUUCAAUUCACCCCUCAAAUUGAUAAAUAUCCUGUAGGACAUUAUGUAUUCCGAAACAGAAUUAAGUCUCAUCAAGAUGUUGCGGCUAAAUGGUACCCCGACAUCUUGAAAGAUGUGUUGGACUCUUAUCAACAUUAA
This is a messenger RNA of Yamadazyma jaroonii, 1122 nucleotides long. The record is from the annotation of a GenBank genome assembly. NCBI's taxonomy places the organism in Eukaryota, Fungi, Ascomycota, Pichiomycetes, Serinales, Debaryomycetaceae.